GGAAGCCCUUGAAGGCCAGGCCCGAAUCCGCUCUCCUGACCUCCCCAGCUGUCUCCCGGUUCCUCACGUGUCGUGGGCAUGAAAUAAAUGUUAACCGGAUUCCCCAGCGGGGUUGGGAAACGGGACCUUGCUGUUCCCGCUGCACGGCGGGCUCUUGCAGGGCAAAGCUCGGUCCGUGUCUGUGCCACGGGACCUAGCACAGCGCCACGUACGGAGAACAGCAGGCUGCCCGCCUGAAGAAGCUACAGGAACAAGAAAAACAACAGAAGGUGGAGUUUCGUAAAAGGAUGGAGAAAGAGGUGUCCGAUUUCAUCCAAGACAGCCGGCAGAUCAAGAAAAAGUUUCAGCCGAUGAACAAGAUCGAGAGGAGCAUCCUACACGAUGUGGUGGAGGUGGCUGGCCUGACGUCCUUCUCCUUCGGGGAAGAUGAUGAGUGUCGCUACGUCAUGAUCUUCAAGAAGGAGUUCGCGCCCUCAGAUGAAGAGCUGGAGUCCUACCGUCGCGGCGAGGAGUGGGACCCCCAGAAAGCUGAGGAGAAGCGCAAGCUGAAGGAGCUGGCCCAGCGGCAGGAGGAGGAGGCAGCCCAGCAGGGCCCCGUGGUGGUGAGCCCCGCCAGCGACUACAAAGACAAGUACAGCCACCUCAUCGGCAAGGGGGCGGCCAAGGACGCGGCCCACAUGCUACAGGCCAACAAGACCUAUGGCUGUGUGCCCGUGGCCAACAAGAGGGACACGCGCUCCAUCGAAGAGGCCAUGAACGAGAUCCGGGCCAAGAAGCGGCUGCGGCAGAGCGGGGAAGAGCUGCCACCGACGUCCUAGGCGCCCCAGCAACCGGGGCGGGCCGGGGACAGGGGGACAGGCUGCUGCUAUUAGGACCCAUCCUGGAGCCCCACCUCCGCACCGCCUCCCGUCCGCGGGCACCGGGCCGGGGAGGCGGGUA
This is a messenger RNA of Puma concolor (puma), 939 nucleotides long. The record is from RefSeq and is a predicted model, not a curated record. Lineage: Eukaryota; Metazoa; Chordata; Mammalia; Carnivora; Felidae.